Molecule: messenger RNA, 1479 nt
Organism: Fonsecaea erecta
Lineage: Eukaryota; Fungi; Ascomycota; Eurotiomycetes; Chaetothyriales; Herpotrichiellaceae
Exons: 5
Coding region: 1-1479 (492 amino acids)
Molecular function (GO): oxidoreductase activity
Source: RefSeq, a predicted model, not a curated record
AUGGCAAGCUCAACGAAAUCCAUCUCCGCCGCUGAUGUCCAAUCACAUACCACGCGCAAUGACUGCUGGAUUGUCGUCGAGGGAAAAGUGUACGACAUGACUAGAUUCGCGCCAGAGCACCCAGGUGGAGCAGACAUCAUAUAUGCAUAUGCUGGUAGAGAUGCCACCGAGGCUUAUUCGGAGGUCCACGAACCAAAUCUCAUCAAGACCAACCUCUUGCCUCAAGAGCAAAUCGGGGACCUCGACCCAGGGACAAGGCUUCCAGACGUGCCGCCUGGUCAAGGCCUGACAGCAAGUCCAAAAAAAGGAGGUAAGCCAUCACUGGACACCUUCAUCAACAUAUACGACUUCGAAGAUGCGGCAAAGAAAUCUCUCUCAGAGAAGAGCUGGACUUUUAUCUCGGGGGCCUCGAACGACAACAUCACUCGAGACGCAAAUCACGAUCUAUUCAGAAAACUAUGGUUCAGGCCUCGGAUAUUGAGGAACGUCUCGACGGUAUCUACGAGAGGGACAAUGAUGGGUUGCCAAGUGUCGCUUCCCAUAUGGAUUGCACCGGCCGGGGUUGGCAAGACAGCUGGGCCAGAGGGUGAGCUGGCGCUGAGCAAGGGCGCUGCAGCCACCGGAAUUAUACAGACGAUAUCGACGACGGCAUCAUUCCCAUUACUUGAGAUCCUCGAUGCUGCGGGCAAGGACUACCCCUUCUUCUUCCAAUUAUAUAUCAACAAAGACAGAUCAAAGACCGAAGAACUUCUCAAAGUUAUCAACAGCCGGCCGCAGAUCAAAGCUCUCUUUGUCACCGUCGACCUCCCCGUUGUGUCAAAGAGAGAAGCAGACGAACGAAUAAAGAUCGACACGUUGUAUUCCGGUGGUAUCGGAGGCGCUGCUCCUGGGAGCGACCACAAGGGCUCGGGCCUCGCCAGGAGCGUGGGAUCAUUCAUUGACCCCGGUUUCUGCUGGGACGACCUUGCCUGGUUGCGUCGACAAACAAAUCUGCCGAUUGUCCUCAAGGGUAUUCAAUCAGCAGUUGAUGCUAGAAUCGCCAUGCACAUGGGCUGUCAAGGGAUCGUGGUGAGCAAUCACGGAGGUCGGGCUCUGGACGGUGCUCCGGCUUCCAUUCUCGUGUUGUUGGAGCUCCAUAGAGAGUGUGCUGAGGUAUUCGAUCACAUGGAGGUGUUCAUUGACGGAGGGUUCAGGAGAGGAUCGGACAUUCUCAAAGCAAUCUGUCUUGGGGCAAGUGGCGUCGGUCUAGGCAGACCUUUCAUGUAUGCCAUCAACUACGGCAAAGAAGGCGUGAUCCAUGCUGUCAACAUUCUGAAAGAUGAAGUCGAGACGGCCAUGCGUUUAGCGGGCCUCAAAUCUCUGGACGAAGCCGACCCAGCACUGAUCAAUACCGCGGAGUUGGAUCCUCUCGUCCCUCGCGGAUCAUUACAUCCUUAUGCACGCAGACGUGAAGGCCCGAGAAGACAGUACCGUCUGUGA